AUUCUCUCUCUUGACAUUUGUGUGAUUUACGUUUACAGGUACAUUGGUUUAUGGGCUCUUGACUCUAAUUCAUCCUUCUUGUUGAAAUAUUUGUACUUCGUGUAUAACAAGUUUAUUUUGAUAAUUAUGAUCAUCUUCAUGGUGACACUAUUAGCUGACAUUUUUUCGAACUUCAACGAUCUGUCGAUCGUUACGGAUGAUGGAUGCAUCUUUGCUGGGAUCGUCGUCGUAUUUUUCAAAGUGAUAAUCUUCCAAAUUCGUCGUGAGCAGAUCGUGCGAUUGCUCCACGAGACUAUCGACGGCUGCAAUCAACUUUGCAAAUUUCCUGUUGGCGGCGAGGACAAAAUUCUGAACAAAUAUCUGCUGCUCUGUCGCGUAUCAUUCUACGGGUUCAGCACGUUGGGCCUUUUCCUCGUUAUCGCCUUGCUCUUUCUCGUGCCCGUGGAGAACGGUGAACUUCCGGUCAGGGCACGGUACCCCUUCGACACGACCAAAUAUCCGUGGCACGCAAUCGGCUUCUUCGUCGAAGCCUGCACCAUCUCCGUCGGAGUGACGGCCAUCAUCGGGAUGGACAGUCUACACACUAAUUUUUGCAAUCUGUUUCUCGUACAACUCGGGAUAUUGAGCGAGCAUUUCAAGAGUUGCAGCAGCAAUAGCAGCCGACGAGACGCACCGUCAAAUGGAAACGAUUUGACGAACAUCAUUUGUGGGAACGCUUGUUACAAGAUGUUCUCUUCCACAGUUGAAGAAAGGAACCGCGAAAAAGAUAAUUAUAAACCAAACGAGAUUCACCGCGGCAGCUUCGUCAAGCAGUUCAGAAGAUCUGUCCGCAACCAUCAAUGUCUUCUCGUUAUAAUAGACAAGUUCAACAAGGUCUUCAACGCCGCCAUGUUCGUCCAGAUGCUCUCGAGCACCUCGAUGAUUUGCCUAACCGGCUUCCAAAUCGCUCUGGUCAAAGGCCAGAGUUCCAAUACCUAUAAGUUUUUGAUAUACCUGGCGGCGGCCGUCUCGCAGCUCUUCUACAUCUGUUGGGUAGGAAACGAAGUGAUGUACCAGAGUGGGUUGCUAACGCAAAGUCAGUGGCUCUCGGGAUGGACUGAUGAACUCUCUGCAAAGACCGGACGUAUAAUAAAUUUAGCCAUGAUAUUCGCGAAAAGGACGUUAAAUCUGAAAGCAGGUUUCUGUUACGUCUUAUCUAUGGAAACAUUUAUCACAAUUUUACGGGGCUCGUAUUCUUUCUUCGCUCUGCUGAGCACCAUGCAGUCGGAAGGCGAUCAGUGAAUCCAACAACCUCUCGGUUCUAGUUAUCGCGUAGCUCAACGUCUGAGGUCUAACGUAAGUGCAUUGGAGCAACACGUGCACUAACAUGUGCAUCGCCGAUCCGGAACGAAGUGAGUUUACCAUUAUUGUUAUGAAGCUAUAUACAUAAAUACAAAGUAUAUUGAAUCUUUUGUUCGAGCUUUGUUGGAACAAAGUUUUUGUUGGAAUAUUGACAGAGAAAAUUGAUAUUGACGAAUAUGUACUUAAUCGCAAGCUGUA
This is a messenger RNA of Nylanderia fulva, 1539 nucleotides long. NCBI's taxonomy places the organism in Eukaryota, Metazoa, Arthropoda, Insecta, Hymenoptera, Formicidae. The record is from RefSeq and is a predicted model, not a curated record.